ACCUUUGAAUGAAACAAGCAAUUACAAGGUUGAUAAUAAAGAAAACGGUCCAACAAAACCACAACACGUCAAUAUAACGCCUAAUCCUUAACGUCAACGCUCUCUCUCCAUCAUCUCACACCACAUUCCCCAACUUUCCACCUUCUCAACUUCAUCACCUCCAAAAUCCCCAAACUACCCCUCACUUCCCCUCACUCUCCUGCCCAUUCCAAGGGCAUUUUCGUCAUUUCACACCCCUCACCCUCUGUCCAAAUCUCCCACUUUCUCUCUCCUCCUUCUAAUUCUCCGCCAUCUCCACUUUCUCUCUCCUCCUUCAACCCACUUUCUCUCUCCUUAUCUGAUGCAGUCAACCAAAAGUCGCCGGAGAAUAUCUCCGGCAGACGGCGGCGACAACUCCUCCGGCGCCGAUAAACAAGACCAACUCCUCCUCUCCUCCGCCAUCUGCAACGGCGAAGACCUCUCUCCCUUCGUCAGGAAAGCUUUCGCCGCCGGAAAACCCGACUUCCUCCUCCACAACCUCAAAGCUUUUACUCGUUCCAAGGAAUCGGAGAUCGAAGAAGUUUGCAAAGCUCACUACCAAGACUUCAUUCUUGCAGUCGAUGAUCUUCGCUCACUUCUCUCCGAUGUCGAUGAUCUGAAAUCGUCACUUUCGUUGUCGAACGCGCAUCUUCAGUCAGUUGCGCAGCCAUUGUUGAGUUCUCUCGAUGCUUUUAUUGAAGCGAGGAAUGUUAACAAUAAUUUGUUGAUGUGUUUGGGGUCUGUUAAGAUCUGCGUUGAGAUUGUCGAGCUUUGUGCGCGGAGUAACGCGCAUAUUAAGAAUGAUCAGUUGUAUUUGGCGCUGCGAUGUGUUGAUCAGAUUGAGAGGAAUUUGUUGAAGAUUGCGCCGUCUUCGACGUUGAAGAGGAUGCUGGAGAAGCAUAUUCCGGCGGUUAGGGUUUAUGUUGAAAAGAAAGCGAAUAAAGAAUUUGGGGAUUGGCUUGUUGAGAUUCGAGCUGUGAGUAGGAAUUUAGGGCAGUUUGCGAUUGGACAAGCGUCUUCGGCUCGGCAAAGGGAGGAGGAGUUGAGGAUGAAGCAGCGACAAGCGGAGGAGCAGUCGAGGUUGAGUGUUAGGGAUUGUGUUUAUGCGUUGGAGGAAGAAGAUGAUGGAUUGGAUCUUGAGUUGGAGAGAGAAAAUGGUGGUGGAAAUGUCAAUGGAGGAAGUUUAGGGUUUGAUCUAACGCCGUUGUAUAGGGCAUUUCAUAUUCAUCAAUCGUUGGGAGCUGAAGAUCGGUUUAAGCAUUAUUAUUUCGAAACUCGAAAGUUGCAAUUGACUUCUGAUUUUCAGGUAUCUUCUAUGACACCGUUUUUAGAGUCACAUCAAACUUUUUUUGCGCAAAUUGCUGGGUUUUUCAUUGUUGAGGAUAGGGUUUUGAGGACUGGUGGGGGGUUGAUUACGAAAUGGGAGGUUGAGAAUUUGUGGGAAUUGGCUAUUAGUAAGAUGUGUUCUGUGUUAGAGGAUCAGUUUUCGCGAAUGCAAACCGCGAAUCAUUUGUUGUUGAUCAAGGAUUAUGUAAGUUUGCUUGGGGUUUCGUUGAGGAGGUUCGGGUAUCCGGUUGAUGCUUUGCUUGAUGUGUUGAGUAAGCAUAGGGAUAAGUAUCAUGAAUUGUUGUUAUCGGAUUGUCGUAAGCAGAUUACUGAUGCGGUCAAUGCUGAUAAGUUUGAGCAAAUGUUGAUGAAGAAAGAGUACGAGUAUUCUAUGAAUGUGUUAGCUUUUCAAUUGCAGACUUCGGAUAUUACCCCGGCUUUUCCUUAUGUGGCUCCUUUUUCGACUACUGUGCCUGAUUGUUGUCGAAUUGUGAGGUCGUUUAUUGAGGAUUCUGUGAGUUUUAUGUCAUAUGGUGGGCAGUUGGAUUCUUAUGAUGUGGUUAAGAAGUAUUUGGAUAGAUUGUUGAGUGAGGUCCUUGAUGAGGCUCUAGUUAAGUUAAUUAAGACUUCUGUGUUUGGUGUUUCGCAAGCUAUGCAAGUUGCUGCGAAUAUGGCAGUGUUUGAGCGAGCCUGUGAUUUCUUCUUUAAGCAUGCUGCUCAGCUCUCAGGCAUACCUUUGAGAAUGGCAGAUAGAGGAAAGAGGCUGUUCCCGUUAAAGAAGUCUCGUGAUGCAGCAGAAGAAAUGCUUGCUGGGAUGAUUAAGGUUAAGAUAGAUGGUUUUAUGUCACUGAUGGAGAAUGUUAAUUGGCUGGGUGACGAGCCUCUUCAGGGCGGUAAUGAGUAUGUGAAUGAGGUUAUAAUAUUCCUGGAGACUCUGGUUUCGACUGCUCAGCAGAUAUUACCCCCACAAGUUCUUAAGAGGGUUCUGCAGGAUGUAAUGUCUCAUAUAUCUGGAAAGAUUAUCGGUGCUUUGAUGGGAGAUUUAGUGAAGAGGUUUAAUGUGAAUGCAAUUACAGGGCUCGACAUUGAUAUUCAGUUAUUAGAGUCAUUUGCAGAAAGUCAGAGAUCUAUUCUCUCCGAAGCUGAAGCAAAUGAGCUAAAAUUAGGCCUUGCUGAGUCGAGGCAGUUGGUUAAUUUGCUUUUAAGCAAUAACCCGGAGAACUUCCUAAAUCCUGUUAUCAGGGAAAAAACUUACAAUGCUUUGGACUACAGGAAAGUUGUAACCAUUUCCGAGAAACUAAGGGAUCCUUCAGAUAGGAGCUUUUUCGCCACCAGGGGAGCUAAGCCGAAUCCCAAAAGGAAGUCUCUGGACGCGUUGAUAAAAAGGCUAAGGGAGGUUAGCUGAUUUGACGUAGACCUGUAAGUAGCCAAUUGCUUUAUUUUGAGGGGUGUUUAUGGUUCUUGUUUCUUGAUAGUUGUUCAUUGCUAACAUGCAGAUCCAAUAAUCAUAUUAUUGUUUGUAAAAUCAUGUUUGAUAUUUUAUCCUGUAUGUAGUUUUCGAUACCUACAUUUUGAUGUUGUAUUUUAUUCAUUGAAAGAAUAGUGAGAUUUAUUUCUGAUCUUCAACUUCAAAAGGCACUUCUUUUUCA
Chenopodium quinoa (quinoa) is the source of this 2993-nucleotide messenger RNA. RefSeq names its product exocyst complex component SEC15B-like. Bases 341 to 2749 code for a protein of 802 amino acids. The record is from RefSeq and is a predicted model, not a curated record. Gene Ontology annotation, biological process: intracellular protein transport; Golgi to plasma membrane transport; exocytosis. NCBI's taxonomy places the organism in Eukaryota, Viridiplantae, Streptophyta, Magnoliopsida, Caryophyllales, Amaranthaceae. Gene Ontology annotation, cellular component: membrane; exocyst. The transcript has a single exon.